CCCCCAAAUCAAUUCCGGUUUAUUUUCAGAUCUCUGAGCUCCAACCCAUCGAUUCUCACAGACCCCAUCAUCAUCGGUUCUUCCUUCCCGUCAAUUCAAUGGCUGCUUCUCCCAAUAGAGACCCCCAAAAACAAACGGAUGAAGAUGAUCCGAAUGAAAUCGAAACCCUAAAAACUUCCCUCCUUAAAAAGCAACUAGUUCAAUUGGAAAAGCUCGAAGAGGUAGUUGAAAACCUCAAGCAGCUCGUUGCUAAGCUAGAGUCUCGAUUUACUGAUUGCGCAAAGACAAUCGAUGUUUCGACAUCGAUUGAUGAGAUUAAGGAUAGGAUUUCGGAAGACGAUGGUAAAUUGCGUGGCGGUAGUGAUGAAUUAGAUAAGAGAGGAGUUGAAACUGUGUUAGUUACGAAAUACAAUACGUUUUGGUCUGAGAGAUUUCAAUUUGUAUCUGCUGUGAAAUUGAGUUCGAUCCCGACGUGUAUUAGCGUUUUACCUUAUCGAGAUUUUGAUGGUUCGACUAAGUAUUUUGCCGUCGGAGAUGAUAAGGGGAAGCUGUAUGUGUUUUUGAGGAGCGGCGACGUCGCCGGAGAAUUCGAUUCCUUCUCGCCGCCGGCGGAAGAUCGGUCGGAGGUCACUUCGAUUCUGUCGUAUUUAUCGGCGUACAAAAAUGAGAGCGUCGUCAUUGCCGGACACGGUAACGGCGUCGUGGCGAUGCACCGCGCGUGGGAGGUGUCGAGCGGCGACGAAUGGAGCUCGUUGCACGUCGAAAAAAUUCGCACAUUUGCGUUCCCGGAAUCAUCAUCGUCGAAAACGUCAUCGUCGUCGAGAAUUAAGUUGCUAGAAGUGCAUUAUGUAGGUAGGAGGAGGUACAUUUUCGCGACGAAUGACGACGGGGAAAUCAUCGUUUUCCGGGAGGACGGGACGGUGCACGGCGUUGUUGCGCCGAAUCGGCGUCCCGUUGCGUUUAUGAAGCAACGGCUUUUGUUUCUAACGGAGAACGGCGCGGGUUCGUUGGAUUUGCGGAGUAUGAAGUUGAAGGAAUCAGAAUGCGAGGGAUGGAACGGUUCUUCCGCAACGAGCUUCGUUUUCGACGCGAUGGAUCGGUCGAAGGCGUACGGGAUAACGCCAGACGGCGAUUUGGUGCAGGCGUUUUUGUUGGGUGAUACGAUGAAUUUCAUGUGCCGGGUUCGGUCGAAACGGAGGCUCGACAUGUUCGAGCCUCGUGUUUUACAGGCGAUAAAAGGGUAUUUGCUGAUCGCGGAUUCGGAGAAGGUCUCCGUUUACAAUAUCUCGUCGCAGCAGUACGUUCGGGCGGGCGGGUUACGGCUGAUGUUCACGGCGGGACUCGACGAGAUCGCCGCGACGUUUCUGAACCCGCAGCAGGUUUCCGAUCCGACGAGAACGGGAAUGCCGUUGAUCGCGAGCGACCACGAGAAGCACGUUCUCGUCGGGUUCGGGAACGGGUACGUCGCGAUGUACCGUUCGAACCUCCCGGCGUUGAAAAACGAGUUCAAUAGCAUCCUCUGGUCGAGCCCGGUGCUGUUCUUCGUCAUUUUUCUUUUCGCGGCAUGGCACUUCUUUUCGAACAAGAAAGACGCGCUCACGUCGUGGGGUCCUGACGUGCCGUUCAGCUCGGCGCCCGUUUCGAACGGUGCUCCGUUGGGCGGCGACAGGUCGUCGUCGUCGUUCGUCGAUUCGACGAGGAACCCGGAAAUUAUGGAGCUUAGAGGCGGGAACGGUUUGAGAGGGCCGUCGAGGUUUUCGUCGUCGCCUCCGCGAUAUCAACCCGGCGCGGCAAAUUCGUUUGUGUCGGGUAGCGACGUCGAUUCGAGAGGCGGCGGUGUCGACUCCCGAUUUCGGGCGGGAUCGGAGAUGAAGUUCCGGGGCGGGAACGUGGAUGGUUCCGGGGUGUCGAAAAGAAAGGAGAGUAUGUUUGGGAGCGGUCAAGUUGCCGACGAUCACGGAGGCAAUUGAUGGCCGGCCGGCGGCGGUGGUUCGCCGGGAGGAGGAAUCUCGGGCAAUGAAUGAAAUGAUCUAUGCCACGGCAUGGAAGGGGAAGUUGAGUUUAACCUUUGUAUAUGUACUAUGUACUUAGUAUAAAAUGUGUUUGUUGUGAACUUUAGUUGUGACGAUGAAUAAUAAGAAGAGGAACACACAUUUCACAUUUACUAAUUUUUGUACUCGUCUUGCCGAAUUCAAAUUCAAAG
This is a messenger RNA of Andrographis paniculata, 2203 nucleotides long. RefSeq lists its product as uncharacterized. Lineage: Eukaryota; Viridiplantae; Streptophyta; Magnoliopsida; Lamiales; Acanthaceae. The record is from RefSeq and is a predicted model, not a curated record. The coding region runs from base 99 to 1970 and encodes 623 amino acids. The transcript has 2 exons.